AGAUUCUGGUUAUUCAUACAUUAUACAAAAUAUACAUUUGUUUUUCCAGUCCAGAAAUGAAACAUAUACAAAAGUAUCAUCAUCUACUUUGAACUUUUAAUAUAAAUGUCUAGCUAUGAAUUUCUCCAGCAAGAUAUUAUACGAGACAUACUUCUCCGGCUUCCAGUUGAAUCACUAGCCCAAUGCAAGUGUGUGUCAAAGCCAUGGCGAGAGAUAAUCUGCGACCCUCACUUUGUCAAAACAUACCUUAAACAAGGAUUCCACGACCACAAACUCAUCCUCACAUCUCCCCCAAACUCCCUUUACUCCAUCAAUUUAUCAAAACAGCCUCUCAGUAACAUUGAAGAUGAGGUCCCAAUAAAACUCAACUUUGAGCACCCCAACCAUUGGCUCCAAGUUCUGAGUUCAUGUAAUGGAUUGCUUUUACUUGUCUACGACGACAACACAUUAGUCUUGCUGAAUCCAACAACUCUAGAAUUCAAGAAAUUGCCAGAUAAAUCCUCAGGUUGGUCAAAAUGCCGCACAAUUUAUGGCAUUGGCUUCGACUCAUCCACGAAUGAUUACAAGAUAGUCACAAUUACAUUCCCUGAUAUUGAAAUGGUAGAAAACCAUGAUUCUGAAAACUGCCCUGAAAUGUUAGUCCAGGUAUACACAAUCAGACAAAACUGCUGGAAACAGAUUCAAAACUCUCCCUUCAACCACUCGGAUACCUGGCCUUGUUCCGGGGUUUUCCUAAAUGGUUCAGUUCACUGGCUUGCCACAAUCACCUGGAACUACAAGUGGAUCAUUGCAGCAUUCGACAUAGUUACAGAAAAGUUCAGGGAAGUCCCCCUUCCAGAUAUUUAUGCAGACGAAGAAGGCCAAAUCGACACAGCCCGGCUCACAGUGCUUGGAAAAUGCCUCUCUUUGUGCUUAUAUGUGUACCAUCUGACUGUUGAUGGAAACCAAACAUACACAUGGGAUAUCUGGAUGAUGAAGGAGUACGGCGUGACGAGUUCUUGGACUAGAGUGAUCAUCAAUGAGCCUGAUAACAUGUUCUACACACUAGGGCCAGUGUGCAUGCUAGGAGAACAUGAAAUUCUGAUGGAGAGUAAUGGGAGAAGACUGGUGAUGUAUAAUAUAGAAAACAAGAGUUUCAAUGAUAUAGUUAUCUGUGGGCUUCCUGACAUAUUUAGAGACCAUGUAGUAUGUCCUGAGAGCCUUGUCUCACCUCAUUGCAACAGAUGGAACUGAGCUUCCAUUAUAUUUUAUGUAUAUGUAAAUUUAUCUUGCAAUCUUGACUUCAA
This is a messenger RNA of Daucus carota subsp. sativus, 1286 nucleotides long. Its product is annotated as F-box/kelch-repeat protein At3g06240-like. Gene Ontology annotation, molecular function: protein binding. The coding region runs from base 106 to 1233 and encodes 375 amino acids. The transcript has a single exon. The record is from RefSeq and is a predicted model, not a curated record. NCBI's taxonomy places the organism in Eukaryota, Viridiplantae, Streptophyta, Magnoliopsida, Apiales, Apiaceae.